GGUAAAUUGCUAAUCCUUUUUCAACCUUCCCGAUGCGUUUUCUGCAAUUAUGCGUCACAUGCUUUGUUGAUAGAGUUCGAAGCGGUCUGCCUCGGGGUGUCAAAAGACCCAUUCUUAUCCAUCUAUAAAUAGCAAAAGGAAUUACCCAUUGUUUUGCUGAGGAUAUUUUGAGAGAAAAAAAAGGAUGUUGGUGAUGGGAAUAAGCUUGCAAUGUUUGAUGGACUUGGUGUUAGCUGGAUUUUCCCUAAUGAUUGGGUUGGGGAUUUUCGCUUUUAUUGCUUCAAUUUUAUGCUCUGCUGCUUUCUAUCAGAAUGCAAAGCAACUUUCUUGAGACCCCUUUGGAUUUAGGAUAGAAAAAACAUGAGAAAUAAAAUGUGUCCUUCCACUAUCUGGCACUCUUGCUGCUUGUAAGCCAGGAACUGCAUGGAGAGAUGAAUUGAGCUGAUACCAUUUCAACUGUUUUGUUGUUUGUAAUAGGUAGAGAAAAGUAUGUGCCCUUAGAAAAAAGGCAUUUGUUAUGCAAUAGAUAAAUUAAUAUGCAGUUUUGAGACGGCCAGCUAUUUCCCCUUGUGAUACAUAAAUAGUUUGAUGUUUUAGAAAAUAAGAAGGAAUUUUUUACAAUUCUA
This is a messenger RNA of Solanum pennellii, 626 nucleotides long. RefSeq lists its product as uncharacterized. Lineage: Eukaryota; Viridiplantae; Streptophyta; Magnoliopsida; Solanales; Solanaceae. The record is from RefSeq and is a predicted model, not a curated record. The transcript is spliced from 2 exons. The coding region runs from base 185 to 331 and encodes 48 amino acids.